AUGGACUCGUCUCUGUUUACCGCCGCUCGCAUUAACAAGUUCUCCGGAACAAACUUCCAUGUGUGGAAGUUCAAGAUGCAAAUGGUGCUGGAGGAGCGAGACCUGUGGGACGUCGUGAGCGGCGAGGUCAAGAUCGAGCACUGUACAAGUACUUUGGACCAAGCGACUUUCAAGCGAAAGUCGCGAAAGGCGCUAGCGAUAAUCUGUCUUGCGAUGGAGGAUUCGCAGUUGCCACUGGUUCGCUCGGCGAAGGACGCGUAUGAUGCAUGGUCAAGUCUGGAAGGACACUACGAGAAGAAAAGCUUGGCUAAUAAGCUCUUCCUUCGUCGCCGGUUCUUCACGACAAUGAUGGGAGAAGGUGAUGACGUGCUGGAGCACAUCAACAGACUCAAGACUCUGGCGGAGCAAUUGGACGCAGUCGGUGCUCCGGUCAGUGAGGACGAUUUGGUCAUCACGCUUCUGGCCAGCCUUAGCGAGUCGUACCAGUUCCUGAUAACAGCAUUGGAGUCGAGAGCCGACUCUCUGUCGUGGGAACUAGUGACAUCUCGGCUAAUGCAUGAAGACAUGAAGCGCAACGAGCAAUGUGGUGGAAUCAAAGGAGCCGCGCACGGGUACCAGCGUGCAAACAUCGCGCAAGAACCAGAGCUUGGCGAUUACCUGUUCUCGGUUGGUGGCGGCAAGACCAAGUCGAGUUACAUGUGGCUGGUCGAUUCAGGGGCGACGCAGCACAUGACAAGUUCGAAAGAGUUCAUGAGGAACUACAAGGACUUUGGACCAGUAGAUGUGCAUCUUGCUGAUGAUGGAGUUGUGCAAGCGAUUGGAAAGGGUGACAUUGUCAUGCCAAUGAGGACUCGUCAAGGGGUCAAGAAGGGUGACGUGGAGCCUGUCACCUUUGAAGUCGAUGGUUGCUUCGCGGAAACGAAGGGUUUCAAGUGGAAACUAGGCGCUCUAGAAGGAAAGGGAUUGUUCAAGCUUUGUAUGACACCGGAGUUUCCUGACGAGGUCAAUGUGGCGAGUCCAAUAAACUUCAAAGGAGACAACACUUCCUACCUCUGGCACCUUCGACUUGGCCACAUUGGUCAUGGUGGUCUAGACGCCAUCGUCAAGAAAGAUUACGGCAGUGGAAUCGGCAUGAAGUCUGUGCAGAAGUGGGAGUUUUGUAAAGGAUGCGCACUUGGCAAACAAACACGUGUGAGCUAUAUGCCCAAGUCACCCGACCGAGCACGUAUGUUGCUGGAGGUCAUUCACAGCGAUGUGUGUGGCCCCAUGAAAACUCCUACCUUCAGUGGAAAACGAUACUUUGUGACUUUCAUUGACGAAUACUCGCACUACUGUGUGGUGUAUCUGCUUCAAAACAAGUCUGAAGUAGCGACCAAGUUCGCUCAAUUUGUUGCGUUGGCGGAAACCCAAACUGGCAAACGUGUGAAGACUCUUCGAAGCGAUAAUGGUGGUGAGUACACUUCCAGAACGAUGUCCAAGUUCUGUGCGGACCAUGGUAUCAUGCAGAAAUUCACGCCGCCUUACACUCCUCAAUUGAACGGUGUCGCCGAGCGAAUGAAUCGGACAUUAGUGGAAAGCGCUCGUUGCAUGAUGGAACAUGCUGAGUUAUCCAAGUCGUAUUGGUGUGAGGCAGUCAUGACUGCGAACUUCCUACGUCUUCGCUGUCCAAGUCGUUCAACAAGUCACGACAAGUCACCCUACGAAGUAUGGAGUGGUAAGAAACCUAUACUUGCAAACCUGAAGGUGUUCGGUUGUCAUGCAUACGUGCAUGUGCCCAAGCCAAAGCGGUCCAAGCUCGAUGCAAGAUCGAUUCAGUGUCGGUUCAUUGGAUACUCCGACCAUGAAAAAGCGUACCGUUUCGAGGAGAUCAAGAGUCGUCGUGUACUGGUCAGUCGCGACGCACAGUUCAUGGAGAAUGUUUUCGACAGUGGGAGACGCGACUAUGUGCAAGAUGGAGCCGUCGUCGAAGAAGAAGCUUUUAUGGAAGAUGAGGAUGUACCUAUGGAGGACUACUCCUCUCAUGACACCAGCAACAUGAAUUUUGAAGAGGCUACAAUGGAUGGCGUUGAUGAACCCGGCGUUAAGAGACACCAACGCACACAGUCACUCGAGGCCUUGGCCAACGCUCCUGAUGCGAAACGUCGAGCUCGAUACCUUACCAUGGCCGAGAUGUCUGCGACUGCUGAUACCAGUCACUCUGUUGAGACUGCCUACGUCGUGGAUUCAGUGGGAGAUUUACCAGGGACAUUCAAGUCAGCAGUGGAAUCCAGCGACGCAGUCAAGUGGAAAGAGGCUUGUGACUCCGAAAUAAAUUCCCUUCGUCAAAAUGAGACCUGGAAUCUUGUGCCGCUUCCACAGGGGCGCAAGGCAAUUGGUAAUCGAUGGGUAUUUCGGGUAAAGGAGACCAAGGAUGGAAGAAUCGAGCGGUUCAAAGCGCGUUUGGUAGCCAAAGGUUUCUUACAGAAACAUGGCAUUGACUAUGACGAGACCUUCGCUCCUGUGGCCAAGUUCACAUCCAUCCGAGUUUUACUCAGCUUAGCGGCGAAGUACUCGUUCAUGAUUCACCAUAUGGAUGUCAAGACAGCAUUUCUAAAUGGACAUCUUGAGGAAGAUAUUUACAUGGCGCAGCCGGAUGGAUACGUUGAUGAAGAUCAUCCGGACUUUGUUUGCCAGCUAAAGCGCUCUCUAUAUGAUCUGAAGCAGUCCCCACGGAUGUGGAACCAGACCAUUGACAAGUUUAUGCUGGACUUGGAUUUUAAGAACGCUGUACUGUAA
Molecule: messenger RNA, 2775 nt
Organism: Peronospora matthiolae
Lineage: Eukaryota; Oomycota; Peronosporomycetes; Peronosporales; Peronosporaceae
Source: the annotation of a GenBank genome assembly